Prosopis cineraria is the source of this 1181-nucleotide messenger RNA. Its product is annotated as F-box protein CPR1-like. The transcript is spliced from 2 exons. The record is from RefSeq and is a predicted model, not a curated record. Bases 1 to 924 code for a protein of 307 amino acids. NCBI's taxonomy places the organism in Eukaryota, Viridiplantae, Streptophyta, Magnoliopsida, Fabales, Fabaceae.
AUGAAGCAUAUUGCUAUGGAUGGCGACUCACCCUCUCUUCCCGAGGAAAUCAUCACCACCAUUCUCAAGCGACUUCCGGUAAAAUCCCUUCUCCGAUUUCAAUCUAUUAGACAGGCAAGUCGAGUGCCUAGAAGAAACAUAGAUGAUUUUGAGGGUGUUUGUUACUUUGGAUUUGGGUUUAGUCCAAUUGUUAAUGAUUACAAGCUAGUUAGAAUAAUUUAUUCCGGUGGGUUUGGUUCUCUGGUUAGUCAAGUGGAAGUAUAUUCAUUAAGCACAGGGUCAUGGAAGGAAAUUGACUUUCGCAACUUGGUGGGUGUGACUCCUAUUAAUGAAACUAUCUCUGUUAAUGGAACUAUGUUUUGGUCUGAUUUUGACCUAUCUGGGAAGAAUCAGGGUAAUCGUACUCUUAGUUCCAUAGAUCGUUGUUUUACUAUGAUAAUUUCAUUUGAUAUAGUAACGGAAGAGUUCAAAUUGAUACGAAAGCCCGCCAUAAACUCUCCUACAUCAACUGCACGCCUUGAUGUGUAUGGGAACAAGCUUGCUUUACUUUGUCAAACUAAUGUUAGACGCUUUGAAUCUUCAAUGAUUGAGUUGUGGGUUAUGGAGGAGGUUGCAUCAAGUGAGAAAUGGAGCUGGAUUAAGAUAUAUAAUAUAAGCUCCUCUUCUGGCACGUUCCGUCCCUCCAUUGUUCGGAGGAAUGAGAUUGUCGGCGACAUUCAUGAAAUAGAAGAAAUAGAAAAUAGCAUACCGAUAACUGUUCUCAGAGGAAAAAUUGUUCUAUCGCUGUUUAAUCUCAGUACUUAUGGUGUGAAGAGGUUUACUAUCUGCCAUUGUGCUGAUGCAUUUUCAUGCAUCUGCAAUCAUAUUGAAAGCUUGUACUGGUUGGCAAUAUCCAUACUGAAGAGCCCUGAUUCUAAAUCUUGAUCAUCAUCACAUUGCAUGUUUAUUUUGUUUAAGCACUUUUGGUGGAAACAAACUUAAGACCAUUUGAUUCAACUUGUAAUUCAUGAUGGAUGCUGAUAUCCAUUUCUAGAUGUUUCCUGUUUUGUUUGACUUAUGUAAUAUCAAGUUAUUUUGUUUCCUUCUAGUCGCUAGUGUAUGAAGUAUGUGGGACUCUUUGUUCAUAUAAUAUGCCAAUGGGUUUACCAUCAAAUGAAUGGGAAGGAAGUAAUUUAAGCAAA